Sitodiplosis mosellana (orange wheat blossom midge) is the source of this 4295-nucleotide messenger RNA. RefSeq names its product CD109 antigen-like. Gene Ontology annotation, cellular component: extracellular region. NCBI's taxonomy places the organism in Eukaryota, Metazoa, Arthropoda, Insecta, Diptera, Cecidomyiidae. The record is from RefSeq and is a predicted model, not a curated record. Gene Ontology annotation, molecular function: endopeptidase inhibitor activity.
GAAAUGAUAUCGCCGCCUGAACCGAUCGAAGCUCAAGAGAAAUUUUAUUACACAAUUAUUGCGCCGAAAAAAUUUCGUGGCAAUUCAAUAUACACAUUGAAUCUGACGAUUCACGAUGCCACGGAACAAAUUGAUGAACCAAUUGUGGUGCGAGUCUCGAUCGAAGAUGAGGAUACGGAUGAUGGAUUCGAAAUUCAUCAAGAUGUUACAAUGAAACCAAAUUGCACCGAAGUCGUUUCGAUUGCGGUGCCAGAAUUGUCGCUCGAGCCCAACUACAAACUCGUUGUCAAAGGCAUUUCGGGUGUCACAUUGGAAAAGGAAGUGAGCCUUGAUCUCCAAACGCAAACCCAUACAAUCCUUAUUCAAACGGAUAAAGCGAUGUACAAACCAAAUGAUUGCAUCAAAUAUCGAGUAUUGGUGCUAGACUUCGAACUGAAAGCAGCUCCAAUCGAUCGAAAUGAACUCAGCAUUUCAUUCACCGAUCCAUGUCGUAAUAUCAUGAAAAAAUUGAAUGGCGUCAACACUAUCAACGGUGUGUAUACGGGUGAAUUCCAAUUGUCGGACCUUCCAAAAUUGGGCGAAUGGAAAAUUUGUGCUGCCGUCGGCGAUCAGAUCAAAAUUGCCGUAAUCGAAGUAACCGAGUAUGUUUUACCAAAGUUCGAAGCCAUAAUUGAAUCAGCAGAUCAUUUCACUCUGGAUGAUGAGAAGAUUCGUACAGUUGUUCGAGCCAAAUACACGCAUGGCAAGCCGCUAAGAGGAUCAGUUACUGUUUCGGUGACGGAAGAGGAAACUUUUAGUUAUUAUUGUCGAAAAUAUUCUCAAAGUAACGAAGAAGAUGACGAUAUUGUCUUGGCGAAGAAAACAUUCAAUAUUGAUGGAAAAGAAACGGUUGAAUUUGACAUCGCAAAAGAGCUAAAAUGCGAACGAAAUAAAAAAAACCGAUGGGAAACGUUGAGAAAUUUCAAAAUCAAAGUUGAUGUCACUGAAGGUCUCACUGGAUUGGUACAACCUGUCGAUAAAGACAUCAAAGUUCACCUUGACUCAUACGAUAUAAGUACAGAUCUACAUGCAAAAGAUCCUGAACGUGACAGCACUCUCGACAUAACUAUUUCGGUACGAAAACAUGACGGUUCGGCGAUCACUUUCCUUGAUCCAAGCAAGAAGAAGAUAAAGGUGAACAGAGAACAAUAUUAUGCAGAUGUUGAUGGAAGCACUAAAACUGAAACCGAACAUGAGCUCGAUGACAGCGGCGAUGCCUUCUUCACUUUAGAUGUUGCGAAAAAUGAGUCUAGCUUCUCGUUGAAGGUGACUUAUGGUAGUCAAGAAACGGAUCUGGGAAUGUUCUACACCAAGCCCGUUACUGUUGCUGACAAAGUCAGCUUAAGGGCCAAAGUGUUGACGGAAAAAUGCUCCAUAAACAAAAAGAUCGAAGUUGAGGUCAUGUCUCACUUUCCAUACCGAUCAUACACGUACCUCAUCGCCUGUAGAGGCAAAAUUCUCGAAACAAAAACCGUUGAGCCUGUCUUCGAUGAUGCCGAAACCGCUGAAUACGUACAUCGAUUCUCGUUUUUGCCGACAUUCGAUUAUGCACCCAGGUCGCAUAUCAUUGUUUAUUGCGUGAGAGAUGGUUCGAUCGUUUCAACGAGCGUAAAUGCCGAAAUGUAUGAUGACUUCAAGAACUACAUCAAUUUAGAUGUCUCACCAAAUACGGCAAAACCUGGUCAAGUCGUCGACAUCAAUGUCAAGAGCAACCCCAAUUCAUAUAUCGGCUUACUUGGCAUCGACAAGAGUUGCCUGAUUCUGCGUAGCGGUAACGAUUUGGCUCAAGAUGAAAUUUGGAAUGAAUUGGAUCUAUUCCAUUCGGAAGUCAAGCGUAGAUGCUACGAUUAUGAGGAGAAGAGAAUGAGAAAAAUGCCACAUUAUACCAAUUUAUGGGAGGAAUUUGCAAAAGCUGAUCUGAUCACAUUCACAAACACCAUUGAACCGAUUCCAAUACGAUUUUGCUACAAGAUGAUGGCAUGCGCUGAAAUGUCGCGAUCAUCAUGCUUUUCGGAACCAGAAGCUGUUAUUCAACCAAAGAUUCGCAAAGAUUUCCCAGAAACUUGGAUUUGGGAAUCGGUGCAGGACAAAAGCUUCAAUGGAAUGUUGAACCUAAAGAAAAAAGUGCCGGAUUCGUUGACCACAUGGAUUUUGACUGGAUUUUCAAUUGAUCCAAUCAAUGGUUUGGCCAUAACCAAGACGCCAGCCAAGUUGUGCGUUCAACAGCCAUUUCACAUUUCGCUCAAUUUGCCUUAUUCCGUCAAGCGGGGCGAAGUUUUAACGAUCCCUUGCUCAAUUUUCAAUUAUCUACCUGAUCAAGUCGUGACCGAGGUCAUAUUCGAGAACGAACACGAUGAAUUCGAGUUUGUGGAUGCGGCUGUGGACGAUAAAAUCUACCCAGAGCUCACAAAGGAACGCACUCGCAAGAAGAAGCUCACCAUUCUCUCUGACGAUGCUGUGAACGCCUUGUUCACCAUUCGUCCAACCAAAGUUGGCUUGAUUUCGCUCAAAGUAUCGGCAAUAUCACAAACUGCAAGUGAUUGUAUCGUUAAAACUCUGAACGUCGAGUGUGAAGGUGUUCCUCAAUUCGUAAAUAACGCAGUAUUCGUGGAUUUGCGACAGAAACCCAAAAUUGACCCAAUCGAUGUGGCGAUCGAAAUCCCAAAGAUUGCUCUACCAGACUCGACACGCAUCGAAAUCAUUUGCAUAGGUGAUAUUCUCGGUGGGACUAUCAAGAAUUUGCAAUCACUCAUCCGCCUUCCAUACGGUUGCGGUGAACAAAAUAUGCUGAACUUUGUACCUUGUAUUGUCGUUUUGAACUAUUUGAAGAACACUCAUCAACUGACGGCAGAGAUCGAAGUAAAGGCAAAGAAGUACAUGGAAAUCGGAUACCAACGAGAGUUGAGCUACAAGCAUAAGGACGGAUCAUUCAGUGCCUUUGGAGACUCGGAUAAGAGCGGCAGUACCUGGCUCACAGCAUUCGUGGCUAGAUCAUUCCGACAAGCGGCCGAGCAUAUUACCAUUCAAGAUGACAUCAUCGACGAAGCACUGAAAUGGUUGAGUGAAGCACAAUCGUCCAAUGGCAGUUUCACUGAGAAGGGAAGCAUUUGCUAUAAAGAGAUGCAAGCCGGUGCUGCUGACGGUGUCGCUCUUACCGCUUAUGUUUUGACCGCAUUUUUGGUGAACAAGAAUUCAAGCGAUGCUUACAAAAAAACCAUUGAAAAAGCAAUCGAAAAUAUUGUCAAAUCGAUUGAGAAAUGCACUGAUGUAUACGCAUUAGCUGUGUCUGCAUAUGCCUUGCAGUUAGCUGGUCACAAUUCCAAAAAUGAUGCAGUGGCUCGACUCAAAGAACUGGCAAAAUCGAAAGACAACGUAAAAUGGUGGGACAAAUCGAUUGAAUUGAAGCAAUGGGACGGACGUGAUUCAAAGACUCUCAACGUUGAAGUUACUGCUUAUGCACUCUUAACGUUGAUGUUGAGUGAAUCAGAUGCAUCGUGUCUGCCGAUAUUGAAAUGGCUUCUGAGUCAACGUAACGACAAAGGCGGAUUUGAAGGUACCCAAGAUACGAUCGUUGGCAUUGAAGCAUUGGCUAAGUUUGCCGCGAAAAUUGCUACCAAAGAUACGGAUGCAAAAAUUGCAAUUGCCGCUUCGAAUAACGCCAAAUAUAACUUUGAUAUAAAUAAAGAGAAUGUAUUGGUUUUGCAAUCUCAAAAGUUGGAGCCAGAUGUAAAAUCAGUACGCAUAAAUGCGACUGGCAAAGGGUCGGCACUUUUGGAAGUGGGAUAUCGUUACAAUGUGAAUGCACCGGAGGCAGUAAAAGCCUUUUCACUGACACCAAAUGUUCAACUGUUGAAUAAGGAGCAUCUACGCCUUGAGCUAACGACAAGCUUCCAACCACCCAAAGGAAGAGACAACGUCAAGCAAUCGAAUAUGGUUGUUCUGGAAGCGGCGUUGCCUAGUGGUUUCGUUGUCAAUCCAGAUUUAUUAGAUGGCCUCAAAACCACACUACCCAUCAUCAAACGCAUCGAAACAAAGAAUGGAGACACUGUGGCAGUGCUUUACUUCGAUCAUCUCACUUCAGAAGCAGUUUCAUUGAAGAUUGACGGAUUUCGAGAGCAUAUUGUCGACGAACAAAAACCAGCCUCAGUCGUAAUUUAUGAUUACUAUGACAAUGCACUAAGUGCCCGAGAAUUCUAUUCUCUGCCAGUUGAAACGAAGAUGGAGGUUGAUGCACCAAAUAAAGCCUAGUUAAUCAC